GAAUCAGAGACGGGUGGGGGCCGGAUUCGGGCGAGGCGGCCGCGGGAUGCUCGUCCGGCAUUGAGGGUUGGGGGGGACGAAGAGACGCCUUCGCCGGUGGGGAAGGUUGGAGGAGAAACAGCGCUCGACCCAGCGGGACUGGCCAGCCAGCAGGGAGGAACCAGCCGGCCGUGGCGGGGGAAGGAGACGGCUGCCGUGUAACUGAGCGAAAGCGAGGCGGAGCCGCGCCUCUGACGAUUAGGAAAGGCGGGAUCAGCGCCGGGAAUAGCUUCAGCUGCCUUUGACAAGCGGGAGGAGACCAGCUAGCCUGCAGGGAAGCAGGUGGACGCAGCAGCGCUGAUGGAGCCCACCGCGUCCGGCAGAGGGGGCGAGGACGAGGGAGAUUAGCGGGACGGGCGGCGGCAGAGGAGGAAAAGGAGGGCACGGCUACCGCCGCAGUGAGAGACCGUCAGCGAGCGAGCGAAGGAGAGAGCAAGGCGGGAGCAGGGAAGGGAAGCGGACCUGGAUCCUGGUGCGGGAGGAUGGGUAACGCCGACUCCAAGCUCAACUUCAGGAAGGCUGUGAUCCAGCUCACCACUAAGACCCAGCCCGUAGAGGCCACAGACGAUGCCUUCUGGGACCAGUUCUGGGCAGACACAGCUACUUCAGUUCAAGAUGUCUUUGCUCUAGUUCCAGCUGCAGAAAUCAGAGCUGUGAGGGAAGAAUCUCCUUCAAAUUUGGCUACUUUGUGUUACAAGGCCGUAGAAAAACUAGUGCAGGGUGCAGAGAGUGGCUGUCACUCUGAGAAAGAAAAGCAGAUUGUCCUGAAUUGCAGCCGUCUCUUGACCCGCAUCCUACCGUAUAUAUUUGAAGAUCCCGAUUGGAGAGGUUUCUUCUGGUCAACUGUUCCAGGGGCGGGACGAGGAGGGGGAGAUGAAGAUGAUGAAAAUGCUAGGCCACUGGCUGAGUCACUGCUUCUAGCCAUUGCAGAUCUGCUUUUCUGUCCAGAAUUCACUGUCCAGAGCCAUCGAAAAAACAAUGUGGACACGGCUGAAGAUAUCCAUGCAAUUGAUAGUUGUGAAUACAUCUGGGAGGCUGGUGUUGGAUUUGCUCAUUCACCGUCACCCAAUUUUAGCCAUGAUUUAAAUAGGACAGAGCUAUUGAAACUUCUGCUGACUUGUUUCUCAGAGGUCAUGUACUUGCCUCCCUCCUCCGAUAGCAGCAACACUAAUCCCUGGGUCCAGUUCUUCUGUUCUACAGAGAACAGGCACGCCCUUCCGCUUUUUACUUCCCUCUUGAAUAUCGUUUGUGCUUAUGAUCCAGUGGGUUACGGGAUUCCCUAUAACCAUUUGCUCUUCUCGGACUAUCGUGAACCGCUGGUGGAGCAGGCGGCUCAAGUCCUUAUUGUCACAUUGGACUAUGACACUUCUACCAGCUCCAGUCCCACAGUAGAUGGCACUACCACUGGAACAGUCAUGGAUGAUACCGAUCCUCCAGGACCAGACAACCUGUUUGUCAAUUACCUGUCCAGAAUACACAGAGAAGAGGAUUUCCAGUUUGUUUUGAAAGGAGUGGCUCGUCUGCUAUCCAACCCUCUGGUCCAAACGUACCUGCCAAAUUCUACUAAAAAGAUCCAGUUCCAUCAAGAGCUCCUGGUUCUCUUCUGGAAACUCUGUGAUUUCAACAAGAAAUUUCUCUUCUUUGUUCUGAAAAGCAGUGAUGUUUUAGAUAUUCUGGUGCCAAUCCUCUUUUUUCUUAAUGAUGCUAGAGCAGAUCAAUCUCGAGUUGGUCUUAUGCAUAUUGGUGUCUUCAUCUUAUUGCUGCUGAGCGGGGAAAGAAAUUUUGGUGUCCGCCUCAACAAGCCAUAUUCUGUACGAGUACCGAUGGAUAUUCCUGUCUUUACAGGGACACAUGCGGAUCUUCUCAUCAUUGUUUUUCAUAAAAUCAUCACUAGUGGACAUCAGCGGUUGCAGCCCCUGUUUGACUGCCUCCUUACCAUCAUAGUGAAUGUAUCUCCAUACUUGAAGUCUCUUUCCAUGGUAGCAGCUAACAAAUUGCUGCAUCUAUUGGAAGCAUUUUCAACUACUUGGUUCCUUUUCUCCAUGGUCCAAAACCAUCACCUUGUCUUCUUUUUGCUGGAAGUCUUCAACAAUAUCAUCCAGUACCAGUUUGAUGGUAAUUCCAAUUUGGUAUAUGCCAUUAUUCGCAAGCGAAAUGUAUUUCAUCAGCUGGCCAACCUGCCUACUGACUUGCAGUCUAUCCAGAAAGCUUUGCAACGCAAAAAGAAAGCUCCUGAGCCCAUCUCUCGUACCAACUCUCAGGAGGGGAUGUCCAUGGAAGGGUCACGACCUGCUGCACCUGCAGAACCUGGAACACUAAAGGCCAGCCUAGUAGCAACCCCAGGCAUUGACAAACUCACAGAGAAAUCUCAGGUGUCAGAGGAUGGGACCAUGCGCUCCCUAGAGCCAGAGUCCUCUCAGUCUCCAGCAGAAGAAAGCCCACCAGGCAUGGCCAGUGAUACUGAAACUUGGAAUAUGGAGUCCUCACAAUCCAGACGGGAUCGACGACGUCUGUCCAGCACAUCCUCAGUUGGGCAGUGGAAUCCAACUCCUGAAUGGGUGGUGUCUUGGAAAUCAAAAUUGCCCCUGCAGACAAUCAUGAGGCUGUUGCAGGUCCUGGUUCCCCAGGUAGAAAAGAUUUGUAUUGACAAGGGCCUUACGGAUGAAUCUGAGAUUCUGAAAUUCUUGCAACAUGGCACAUUGGUGGGGCUCCUUCCUGUCCCUCAUCCCAUCCUGAUCCGGAAAUACCAGGCUAAUUCUGGUACCGCUAUGUGGUUCCGCACUUACAUGUGGGGAGUUAUAUAUCUGAGGAAUGUGGAUCCACCUAUCUGGUAUGACACGGAUGUAAAGCUGUUUGAAAUUCAGCGUGUUUGAAGAACGGAACUUGCCUCCGAUUGAGUAGAAACACUGGAAACAAGGAUCUCGCUGUGUGCUUGUUCAUCACAGCUCUUUCUUCAUUUCACUGCCUCCUGCAUGUUCUAGAGGACAAUCACAGCCAUUUCCCUUCCACUUUUAAAACUCAGCAGCCCUUCCUAACUUUGCCCACCCCCCAAGAAAAGGUGUGAUGGAAAGUUGUUGAAGGAAUGGCCAUUGUUAGGAAUCAUACUGAAAACCAAACAAGAGUUUAAUCAAACCUUCCCCAUGUUUUUUGGUGCAAUUUUGAAUCUGACUAGCUAGAGAAACCAUCUUUUCACUCCCUGGUCAGAUUCAGCCUUUAUGUAGAAAGACAGUGAAUGUAAAGAAUUAGAAAGUGGACCAGUGAAGGAAGCUCAACUGCAAGAAGUAGCUUUGUGGUUCUUUUCCAAAGAAUGUAGGCUUUCAGCCCUUCCUUUCCAAUCCUCUGUUCCCAGGGCCCCAACUGUUUUAUUGCAUUGUAUGAGGGACGAGAAGGAGUUUCCUUUAGGAGGUGACUGUUGACCCAACAGUCUACUUAUUUAUGUUACUUCAGGGAAACAUUUUGGUUUUGUUCACUCUCCCUCAUGAAAAUGUGCUUAAUUCCUUUGUCCUGAUGUUAUUACGGAACAUUCAAAUUCCAUUUUUGUUUGUUUUCCCAACCUUGUAGGAACUCCUUUUAAAUAUGGAUAUGUGUCUUAAAUACAUUUCACAUUUUAAAAUUGGUGUUUAUUGAAAGAAUUGUUUCUGGGAAAAAUACUGUGGGACAUUUUGAGAGAUGAGGAAACGGCUUGGGCACAUGCUAUUUUCAGGGAUUUAGAAAUUAUUGUGUGGGAUUUUUUUUUUUUUAACGUAUUGAAAUGAGCAGUCAGACUGCUGGAAUGGAGUUUUAUUCUCUAGAUAGUCACAUAGUGUGGCUUGUAUUCUAAGUUGAUUAAUUAAACUAUAAUUGAUGUAAAGUAAAACAAAUUUUCCUGCUUAUAAAUUUUCAGCAUGGCCUUGCAGGAUCCAUAGCAUCAUAUUAGUGUAAGUGUGUUUUGCUCAACACUAAGGAUGGCAAGUAUGUUAUCUCCUUCUUGCCGGUUUUUAUUUGAGCCUUAACCAGAGAAUCUGAAAUAUGAGAGGCUGUUUUGACAUAGCCCUUUUUAUAAAAACUUGUCUUUUUUCAUACCUGACAUUAAACAAAUAUUGUCACCUUGUGGCAUAGGAAAGUGCAACUUAAACUUGUAAAAUUAAUUCUAAAUGCAGUUUGUUUUUUUCUGCUCAAAAUUUUUUUUCCAAAUUUUUUUUAUUACAAUAAAGUGAGCAAAUUGUAGGUGCAGUUGGAGAUUAGACUGGAUAAAUGAGAAGAUCAUUGUUAUUCCUUUUUGAGAUUUCUUCCUUUGACAUUUAUCAUUUCAUGUCCUCCUCAUUAACAAAAACCUGUAUUUAAUUCUUAUUACAUGCCGAUAGAAAGAAAUGAAGAUUAUAUUUUCCUUUGAAUGUCUUUGGUGAUGCCCACUUAAGGUUCUGAUGAAUUGCACCAUAUUUCUAUCUCACUACAGAGUGAAGAUUCUUGUAAGUAUACACUCAUCCAUGUCUUUCACCUGUAUUCACAAACACUCCCAUAUAUGUGUGUAUUCACACUUCUGUGAUGCUCCAAUAUUUUAUUGUAUAUUAAUGUGUGGGUUUUUUUGUGUGAAUUUAUCUUGACUUUUUCUUUCUUCAGAAUGGCAUCUCUGCUCUUUGUUCCCUGAAGAAUCAAAAUUGCACUAUAAACUAUUUACUUUACAUAUGGAGAUAAAAUUAUCUUAAACGCUG
Molecule: messenger RNA, 4730 nt
Organism: Ahaetulla prasina
Lineage: Eukaryota; Metazoa; Chordata; Lepidosauria; Squamata; Colubridae
Gene: HID1
Product: HID1 domain containing
Exons: 19
Coding region: 522-2912 (796 amino acids)
Cellular component (GO): Golgi medial cisterna; membrane; Golgi trans cisterna
Source: RefSeq, a predicted model, not a curated record